Messenger RNA from Cordyceps militaris CM01, 1587 nucleotides. Its product is annotated as exonuclease III. Lineage: Eukaryota; Fungi; Ascomycota; Sordariomycetes; Hypocreales; Cordycipitaceae. The transcript has a single exon. The coding region runs from base 1 to 1587 and encodes 528 amino acids. Gene Ontology annotation, molecular function: catalytic activity. The record is from RefSeq and is a predicted model, not a curated record.
AUGCCCUUGCCGUUUAUUCAAACUGGCCCAAUACUUCCUCGCCAGCGUCACGCAAUCCAUUCAUCUUCACGCGCCCAGCAUGCCAGGCAAGUUCUCACAGGCAGCCAGGCUGACCGCUCCGGGUCGUCGCGUGACCCUAACGCCAAAGCAGACGCGGACACAUACCCUGGUAGCCUGACCCUCGACCUUUCCAGGCGAAGCUUCACCUUCAAAUACACGUCCGCUGAUGUGAGCGACCACAACUGGAUCGGCAUCUACUACGCCUACGGCGGCGGGCCCGACCACGGUCACUACGUGCAGGACUCGCUGGCCUGGGCCUGGGCGCCUUCGCGCCGAGGCAGCGUGUCUGUCUCGACAGAAAAAUUGCGAAGCGGCACCUACAAAGCCUAUCUCUUGUUCAGCGGCGGAUACCGCCUGCUGGCGAAACCACUCGUGGUCAAUCUCGGCUGCCCCAGCGACCUGGCCCUGUUCACCGACUCCUUCACCACACACAACGCGCGCCAGGGCGAACCCUUCACCGCCAACGUGGGCAACCUCGUGAACCGCGCCGGCGACCCCAACACCCGCUUCUCAACCCCAGAAGCGGACUGCUGGGCCAGCGUCGAUAUCCACGGCAUCAUCAGUGGACGCCCCCCCGCCGACGCCCGCGACACCACUCUCUGCAUCCGCGUCGAAAACAGCGGCGCGGCGGUCACGCUGCCGGUCCGGAUUCCUGUGCGGCAGCGCGGACAGCCGCUGGUGCGCACGCUGCGCGUGCUGAGCUUCAACAUCUGGGUCGGCGGGCAGCCGGUGCGGAACCACCACGAGAAGCAGAUCCGGUGCCUCGCGCGCGCCAACCUCGACGUGGUCGCGCUGCAGGAGAGCGGCGGCGGGCACGCGAUCCGUCUCGCCCGCGCCCUCGGCUGGCACUCCUGGCAGGGCCCCGACGUGGCCGUCAUCACGCGCUACCCCAUCGUCGCCGUGCUCGAGGCGCCCGACCGGGCGGGCGCCGUCCGCAUCCGCCUCGACGGCACCGGCUGCAGCGACGUUGUCGUCUGGAACUGCCACCUCGGCUACGACCCGUACGGGCCGUACGACUUUUGCUUCGACCACAUGAGCGUCGACGAGGUCAUGAAGCGCGAGGCACAAUCCGGCCGCACCCCGCAGAUCACGGCCAUUAUGGAGGCCAUGAAGGACAGCAUCGCCGAGGCGGACAGCAUCCCGGUGUUCUUGACCGGCGAUUUCAACGCCCCUUCGCAUCUCGACUGGAUCGACGCCACAAAGCACCGGCACUGCGGCACCGGGUACACGGAGUGGCCGACAUCCAAAUUGCCGACCGAGGCUGGUCUGGUAGACGCGUAUCGGGCUGUCCACCCGGACCCGGUCACCAAGCCCGGCAUCACCUGGUCGCCCAUCUACCUGGACAAUAACGGCAGAAAGGAGCCCAUGGACCGCAUCGACUUUGUCUACCACAAGGGGCGGAAGCUCACGGUGCAGGAUGCGAGAGCGCUGGUCGUGGGGAACCCGAUGCCCCAGCCCGACCACGAGGAUAAUGAGUGGCCGUCAGAUCACAAGGCCGUGCUUGCGGUCUAUGAGAUUGAGGUGUAG